Messenger RNA from Porites lobata, 5837 nucleotides. The record is from the annotation of a GenBank genome assembly. Lineage: Eukaryota; Metazoa; Cnidaria; Anthozoa; Scleractinia; Poritidae.
AUGAAUGCAUUUUCCAGUGAUGCCUCUUUUGAGAUCAUUUACAGGCCCAAAUAUCUAAACCUCAGCCUUCCAGAGGAAGGAGUGCUUUUGGUGGAUUACUUCACCGAGAAAUUUGGUGCAGAUAAGGCAAAAAAGUACAUGGAAGAGACACCAAAGUACAUGGCUAACUUGGUAUGUAAAUUUUGUCAGUUGGAAUUAUGGCUUGACUUGCUCGUUUUGUUUCCAAACUUUCAUCCUGUCAAUAUGGAAAAGUGCCUCAGCCGGUUGAUUCUGGUAAAAUGAGGCUUAAGGUGGCUCGAUACAGUUUUUCAGGGCCAAUACCUCCCAAGUUUGAGCAUAAACUAUGUUGCCAUAAACAAAGUUUUGGAAAAAUUGCCACCACAGUUGUAUUAGAUAAAGAUGAAAAUUUGUUAUGAUCAGGGUUGCAACGGCAUCGGAGUUGUCAUAGCAAAGAAAUGACACUAUUACCUAUUUUACUUGCAGCAGUAUAUCUCGGCACUGGGAACUGUUCUUCAAAAAUCAUUCACAGGAGCUUUUUCCUACAAUAGCAGCCUCGAUGUUCGUGAAGUUUAAGCGAAAUCUGUAAGAGCGUUAUCGAGAUAUUCUGGGAUAAAAAUUUUGUGGUUAGAAAUACGAUAAAAAAUGGACAAUCUUGGUGUUCGGCUGUUAUCUGUAGAAAACGAAGCGCUUUUGACAUGCAAUUUCACCUCAUAGUAGUUUCAAUCUUUUUAAAAGCGUGCCUGAAAGAUCAAGAGGAUAGCUUUAGCCGAUUGCUAGAAAGAAGGAUUUGAUUAGUAUGUAUCGAGGAGCUCUUGUUAGCGGUUUUUUUAACAUUUUGGUCUACUUUAUCAAAUUAGAGAAUAAUUUUUAAACCGCUCGAUAGAUUUUUUAAAAAAUUUAAGAUUCUUGAGAUUAACCUUCCUUUUAUAUGACCUUUUAGUUUCAAGAUUAUUGAUGUAUUGUAAGGCAGUAAAAUAAGGGUUACAAUUCGCUAAUAUUUCAGCAGAAAUUUUGUGUUUACAGUUGUGAGCCUCUCAUUAUUCAGGGUAUUGUGUCCAAGUUUCGUAUUUUUGUGCACAGCAAUAGCUAGCAUUUUUGCAUAUUUCAAAUGCAUUGCUAGUUACUGCUGUUCACGUGAAAAUGACGCUUGGAGACAAUGCCUUGAAUAAUUAGAGGCUUUCACUUGUAAUCACGAAACGUCUGAUAAAAAAGUAACGAAUUGUAACCCUUAUUUUUCUGCCUUACAAUAUAUCAAUAAUCUUGAAACUAAAAGGUCAUAUGAAAGGAAGGUUAAUCUCAAAAAUCUUAAAUUCUAAAAAAAUCUAUCGAGCGGUUUAAAAAUGAUUCCCUAAUUUGUUAAAGAAGACCCAAUGUUUACAAAACGGCUAAUAAGAGCGCCUCGAUACAUACUAAUCAAACCCUUCUUUCUAGCAAUCGGCUGGAGCUAUCUCCCAUGAUCUUUUGCACACACUUUUAAAAAGAUUGAAACUACUAUGAGGUGAAAUUGCAUGUCAAAAGUGCUUCAUUUUCUACAGAUAGUGGCCAAACAACAAUAUGGUCCAUUUUUUUACUGUGUUUCUAACAAUAAAAACUUUAUCCCAAAAUAUCUCGAUAACGCUCUUACAGAUUUCGCUUAAACUUCACGAACAUUGAGGCUGCUAUUGGAGGAAGAAGCUCCCAUGAAUGAUUUUCGAAGAACAGUUCCCAGUGCCGAAAUAUACUGCGGCAAGUAAAAUAGGUAAUAGUGUCAUUUCGUUGCUAUGACAACUCCGAUGCAGUUGCAACCCUGAUCAUAACAAAUUUUCAUCUUUAUCUAAUACAACUGUGGUGGCAAUUUUUCCAAAACUUUGUUUAUGGCAACGUUGUUUAUGCUCAGACUUGGGAGGUAUUGGCCCCGAAAAACUAUAUCGAGCCACCUUAAAUCCAGAAAUAAAAACAAUGGAUGUGGACCUUGUGGUCUUUGAAAAGACUGAUUGGUGGUUUUCUAGCGAAAACUACUGACACAAUUAAUAUUGUAACUGUGUAAUAAACAACUUCUAAGAGGAGAUGGGAGCAACAGUUAAAGUAAGAAGGUGGCAGAAAAACCCUUUUAACCCAUUUAUACUUCAGCUGCAUAUUACUGGAAGAACAUAAAGAUGCGAACCCCUCGAGAUCUAAAAUCUGGAGACCUUUUUUACUCUCUUGCAAUACCCUCCCCCCACACAUCAAUCACCCCCACCCUCGACAUAACCACAAUCUGAAUUGGUGCCCAAAUAAUAUGGGUGUGGCUUAGGACAUUAAAGUCUUAUAUGAAGUAUAUAUAGAACAUCAAAAUUCACUUACAAUGACUUACAUGACAAAAAAUGGACCUUUAGCAAUGACAAAAAUGACGGCAGUGAAAACGUUGCUAUUCUUUCAAACUUAAUCGCGUCUAUUUGGACUCGCUCAAUAUGUCAAAUGCACCUGAGACUUUUCCUGGACUUGAAUUCUUAAGGACUUUACCCAGGUUAUUUACCUAGUCAAGAGAAAAAUGAUAAAAGAAUAAUUGUUUUAUCAAAUUUUCUUUACUUAAAGUGGCAUUACUCCUUUUAAUAAGGAACUGUAUUGAGAUAAGUUUGGAGAUUUCAUUUGGAUAUGGACAUUGGUGCCUAAAGGGUUAAGAAAUUUUAGUUUUCAUUUGAGGGCAAAACUGGACUACUCAGAGUUGUAAACUUCUUAGCAUAAGAGGCAGAACCAACAAACUAAAUCUAUACAGUUGUAGAUGUACAAUGUACAUGUAUACGGUGCCACCUUUGGGAUUGAGCAGGAAGGCCUCUUAUCUGGCAGAGACUGGCCUCACCACUGAGCCAUGGUUGGUCUCCAAACUGAGGUGAAGUGUUGGAAAUUACAUAAAAUAUGAAAAAAAAAGCUACAUUUGAACCAAAUAUGGCUUUAACAGGUAGAAGCUUGAAAAUUGUAUUUUUAAAACCAUUCAUCAUCAUGGGCUCCUUGCUCUGUCAAAAUUUCUGAUUCAAUUAAUUAACAAUUCUUUCAGGGUAUUGAAUUCAAGCUCCCUAGGUACAAGGUUCCUCCAACAAAAGCAUACUGCCUGGUUGACUAUGCCACUUCAGUUGGUAAACAAGUCCAAACAGUUAAACAGCUGUAUAAGGCUUAUUAUGUUGAUGACAAGAGAAUUGACUCGGUGGAGACUCUAAGAGAAAUCGCCUUGAAGUGUGGCCUUGAUCCUGAAGAGGCAGCAAGGUAACUCCUCACAUAUACACCUUUUGCCCUCCAUCAUCCGGAAAUAAAUUUUAGUUAGUGUAAAAAUUUCAGUUGAUAUAUUAAAUGUGUAAUCAUUGAGAAAUAAUAAUUUAAACAAACAUCUUAAUUUUUGUGUGGUCAAUAAAGAUUUCUACAUACUAAAGAUAGGGACAUUCAAUAAUGGCAAUAAAUUUUCAACUUAAUUGAAAUGUUAUAAUCUCGAAUAAGCAUUCGAGAAAAAGAAGAAAGGUUAUUGCUUAGUUUACAAAUCGUUGAACGUAAACAAAAAUCAUAUAAAAGGGCCAUAGCAAAGGAAGGAUUAAACUUGGUUGUUGCACAAAGUUUGUGACCGAUAAAUGUGACCUGCAAUUAUCCCCUCACGAUGGCACUUAUGUCCAGGAUUGAACACACUAGCAAAAAUUGGCUAGCAAAUUGUUUUCGCGAUUUUGGCAAAAAAGGUUUGAAGGGAACUGCUAUCACAAAUGUAUAGAAAAAAUAGCAAAUAAAUCAAGAAUAACAAUUUCAACAAGGACUGCAAGCUGUAGCAAAAAUUUGUUGCAAUUUUUGCAAAAGAAUAUGUCUAAUAAAACCUGCUUACAGAAAUGUAAAGAGGUCUGCAAAAAUCGCAAAAGUAACAAGAAAUUUCAUUGCAACCAAAAAAUAUCCUGAUGAAUAUCGCAAGAAUAACGAGAAUGACAAACUAAGCAAAAGUUCAGACUUAUAAAGAAAAAUCAGGUAAAGAUCCCUUAAAACCUGUGGAAAAAAUUCUGAAUAGCUUUAAACCUUUUAUUAUUCUAUUCAAAAUUGACUCUUUUUUGUGCACCAUGAUACUAAUUCUUAAUAAAUAGAAUCAACAAAGUUAUGGAAAAAAUGCACGUGGAAUCAUGAAAGUUUUGUUUUGAUGUUAAUUUUUUAGGCACAUCUCAGACCCUUCUGUAACAGCGCUAGUGAAAGAAACAGACACAGAAGAACGAAAGGCUGGUCACACUUUUGUCCCCCACUAUGACAUCUGUAUAAAAGGGAAACGUUCAAAUCUAUUGUCUUUUGUCGGGCCCCAGACUGCUGAUACCUUCAAAGGCGCCUUUCAGCAGUUACUGGAAUAGCCUGGAAACUAAAUGAAUGUAACGUUAGCUGAGGAUAUCUAAAACUUCAGUUGAACUAAAUUCCCUGUAGCGACUACCCAAAAUGCUAAGAUUUAAAAUAUUAUAGACCUUUCCAGGAGUUUUUUUAUUCAUCGAUACUGCUGAAAUUAGUAAUCUUGCACAGUUUGAAAGUGUAAUAUGUUUGAAGCAAGCGAAGAUAUAACAAUAGUUCCGUAAAGUGGUGUUGGUUGUGGUGGUGGUGGUGUUUCUUGAGGUGUAGGGUCCCUCUAUGACAGAGGUUACAAAACUUGUUUGGUGAUAUAGAAGCUUAUAGAUGAAUCAGAAGUUCAAAAACGUGAUAUCGAGACAGUGUUUAUGUAAUGAUGACGUCGGGAAAACAUGAAUCCUGAUGUUUGAUGAAAUUGUAGGCAUGAACCUGUGUCAAUCACGUGUAGGAUGAGAAAACCGUGUUACGGUAGAGUCCAAUUUGUGUUAUGUUUACUACAAAAUAUUAAAAUGUAGAGAAUACUUCAUGGAAAGUGCUGGCGUGUGGUAUUUACGCACGAGUUGUUGACGUAUCAGAAAUCGAACGAGUGAGCGCAGCGAACGAGUAAGAUUUCUGAUACAAAAACAAAGAGUGCGUAAAUACCGUACAAAGCACUUUCCAUGUGGUAUUAUGUUUAUUAUAUACGUACUGAGACAUUCAUCAUUUUGGCGGCCUUAUUAUUUAAAAUCUUUCAAAAAUGCUAAAAUUUGCCGCUGCACACUUUCCGCAAAAUGACAACGAAAACGAUGUAUCAGCUUUUUAGUAAAAACGUUUGUUAAAAACAUAAAUGACGGUAAGGAUAUGAGGUAAUCCAAGAACUAUAAGUAAUCUUAACUGUUUGUUCUCAAUGCACAAUUGAAAAUGAGUGAAUUUAAGUAAAAUGGCCGGUUUCAAUAUAUUAGCUUAAGCUUAAAUGAAAGGCAAAGUAGCUCCGACAAAAAGCAGAACGAAAGCUUACGUCUCGUUCUGUUUUUCCGUUUCCGCUGUUGUUUCGCCGGCUCUCUACCGUUUUCUUUAUCGACAGUGAAACAAACCAAACUAUUCCACUCCAUUUCCGCAAUGUUUUUCACUUUUUUAGCGAGAAAAACUGUUUGAGUAAAACUUUUCUCGUUGAAUGUGUGCGAAGCGGCGCUGCAAGCUGCAAUAAAAGGCGGGAAUUUUGGCGCGAAACUCACACACCUCUGUGGCUUCUGAUUGGACGUAUCAUUUUCCUCACUCGUGAAAAAACAUCGUUCGCGAUUCUGAUUGGACGUAUCAUUUUUUUCACGUUUGAAAACCAUCGUUCGCUGCUCUGAUUGGCUAGAACUAAUUUGCGUACGAAAAUUUACGACAUAGCUUCUUGGUGAGUGUUUCUCAGUAUGUAUAUGAUAAAGACCUUUCCCGCAUUCCCGUAAACAAAGGCACUAACGCGAGGCUCGGGUGGACAAAAUACAACACUUCGCAUGAAAAUAGGCCAUUUACAGCAAACCAUUCACGUGGUACAAAACCGC